CACUCAACUGACUGAGCCACCCAGGCGCCCCCAUAAUAAUUGUUUCAAAUUCUUGUGUGCUUACUCCAUCACAUCUGUUGUGUGUGCUCACUCAUGUUUCUUCUGCUCAUGAACCACAUUUUCCUGCCCCUCUGCAUCUUUAGUAAUUGGGGAGGGAAGUAUUUCCAUUGUAAAUGUAAUAUUGUUGAGUGCCUGGAUUUUGUUGUCUUCCUUAAGUGUUGAAGUUUGUUUUGGCAACAGUUCAGUAACUUGAAGAUGAGCUUGAUGAUUCGAAGUCUGCACUCUGGGGCUGGUCUGGCCUAUUCCAACUCUAAGCUGUGGGCUUUCCAAAGGCUCUCCUGAAUGGUUCAGGUUUUUCCACUCUCACUGGUCAGAACUCAGACAUGAUUGGCUUCUGGAUUCACCUGCACGUGCCCUUGUUAGUACCGCUUCCUCUGUAGCUUUGUGGAACUCUUUCCUGACCUAGGUCCCCGCUCUGGUACUGUUCCCCACAAACGUCAGCCAUCCAGGAUUCUGAUCUCUGUCUUUUCAGCUCUGGUUAGGAUGCCUCCAUGCACUGUUGUCUUGAAACAUGCCUGGAGUCUGAAAGCCAGGAUGGUGGUUGGGCUCACCUCUUUUGUUUCUCUUCUCAUUCAGAUCACAGUCCUGCACUGACUGUCGUCCAGUGUCUAAAAGCAACCAUUGCAUACACUCAUUCUUGUUGCUUUUAUGGGUAGGGGGUAAGUUCCAUGGCAGCUACAGUGGUGUGGCCGGAGGUGGAAUUCUCCCAGUGACUCAAAUGUCGUGAAGGUUGAGGGCCAUAGGCGUUUGCUGCGGCUGCUAAAACAAAGUGCCACAGAUUGCAUGGCUUAAACAGCAGAAAUGUGUCGUCUCACAAUUUGAGAAGCUAGAUGUCUGGGAUCAAGAUGUCGGCAGGGCCUGGUUCCUCCUGAGGGCUGGGAGGAAGGCUCCGUCCCAGGCGUUUCCCCUCAGCUUGCGGGUAGCCGUCGUCCACCUCUGCAUCUUCACCGACUACUCGUCCUGUGCGCGUGUGCAGCUGCCCGGCUUCUAAGUCGGUUUCACUUGCUCAGUCAACAUUCCGCCUCCAAGUCCAGUCACACUUGGAGGACCUGGGGGUUAGGACUUCUGCAUAUGAUUCGGGGUGGGGCGAUGGAACUCAGCCCAUCCCAGGGAAGCUGAGACUCCAGUCGCAGCCCCUCUCCCUGGAAGCCAGCGCACAGCUGGCACUGGGCUUUGCUCUGACCCGACGGGUCACUGUCUAUCAGGAAACAAACUGCGAGGUGUUUGUAAAUUAUGAAGUCAGCAAGUUGGGUUGGUUUAAGAGGAAAACAACACAUAGCUUUUUAGUCUUAGGAGGAUGGGAUUCAGUUAUUCCUUUAAUGCUUGCCGACCGAUGAGCAGGCCUGUGAUCCAGAUACACCUUUCUGGAGAAGCUCAGUUUGUACCUCUCCGAUUCAAGGAAUGAACACAAACACUUUUCCACAGGGCUACAGGAUGUUGCAGGGUUUUGUUGUUGGAGAUGAUACUGGUGGGGUGGUAAUGAGUCAGCUUGGUGGCUGUGGCAGGAAAGGCUGAUGGGAAACAGAUCUUUGAUUAUCAGAGCUGGAAAAGCCGUCACAACCAUUGGUGCAUGGUGCGGGGGGAGGGGUACGCAGUCCACAGGGGAGAAAGGUUCCCAGGGCAAGUGGUGCCUUGAGCCCCGGUGACAGCCAGCCGUGUCAUCAUUUUAUAAGUUACUUUCAAAUUGAUAAUGUUUCUCUGUUCAUUUGUCAUGGCUUUACCACAGGCCAGGGCAUACCAGCUCCGUUCACAGGUGCAGACGUUUGCAGCGGUCAAGGUAACUGCUCAAGGUCGCCCAGGAAGGCAGAAGCAGAAGCAGAAUUCAAAUGCAGGUCUUGACUUUCAUUGUAGCGCCCAUUUUUCUCGUACUCCAUUUCUCUGACUCAUAGUCAUGGCUAAUUGUGUGCAUAGUGAUUUUGCUUUGUAGAUCGCUUGGUGUAGGACGUGCUUGUCUUCACAUUCUGCCCUGAAGUGUUCGGCUCGUCCCUUUCCACCUUGGCUUUCCAAGCUCCUUCUGACACCUGCGCAGCGGAGGAGGUCUGAGGGGACAAGGCGGACUUCCGGGCAGCGUGGAAGCCAGCGGUCCCAAACUCGCAUGUAAAGAGCUCUCACGUGACAAGAGAAACAGCCCUCAGGUCGUGUCCUCUGCCUGGCGCAGGCGCUGGUUCGUCCUCCGGCGGGGCCGCAUGAGCGGCAGCCCGGACGUCUUGGAGUACUACAGGACCAAACACUCGAGCAAGCCCAUCCGCGUGAUCGACCUCAGUGAGUGCGCAGUGUGCCAGCACGUGGGCCCUGGCUGCGUCCGGAAGGAAUUUCAGAAUGACUUUGUGUUCACUGUCAAGACCGCUUCGCGUACAUUCUAUCUGGUAGCUAAGACCGAAGUAGAAAUGCUGGCGUGGGUGUACAGCAUUAGUCAGGUCUGCAACUUCGGCCAGCUGGAGGACAGCGCAGCAGAUUCCAUGGAGAGCUCCUCGAGCAUGGCCUCCCCGCCGCAGCCAGCCCCCGCCAGCGUCGGCUCCUCCUUGCUGAGAGACAGCCCGAGCACUAACGUCGUCGCCACCGAGGAAAGCGGGAGUGAGUCCGAACUCCUCUCCCUUCCAGAUUAUCUGAUUCUGUCCAACUGUGAGACCGGAAGACCGCGUCACACCAGUCUACCCACCAGAUGUGAUAGCUGGUCAAACUCAGACCGCUCGUUGGAACAGACUUCAUUUGACGACGUUUUUGUUGACUGCCUGCAGCCCGUGUCCCCCAGUAACUUGGUCCACCCCUCACACCACGGGAAUGGAUCUCAGAAGGUGCCUUCCACAAAGCCUCAGGCUGCCCUGAUAUGGAAUAGAGAUAUCAGUGGGCCAACCAAGGACCCCUUUUAUUCACCGUUGGUGGAAACGUCCUUAAAUUCCACCAUUCAGGUAGAUAAAAACCAAGGUUCCUUGCCCUGUGUGGUAAAAGAGCUAGAUAUCGUGUCCAACAUGCCACCUCCCCGCCCCCCUAAGCCAAGCCAUCUCUCUGAACGGCGCCAAGAAGAACGGGUCCUGUGGAAUGAGCAUGGCGGCAUCAAGAAGCCCGAGUGCACUACGGCAGCAGCAGCGAGAAGAAUCUCUCUCUCUGGUUUAGAUAACAUGACAGCCUGGAAAGCUGAUGCACAGGGCCAGCCCCUAAGACACCGAGACAAGCGGCUUAGUUUAAAUUUGCCUUGCGGGUUCUCUGCGCCGCCCCCCACGGCCGCAGCCCUGGCUGAAGCUGGCUACGUGCCCAUGGGCCCCCUGGCGGCCCCGUCUGCUCUUAGAACUCGCCGCGGCCACGAGGACUACGUGCCCAUGGGCCCCAGGGGCGCCCCGAGUCCGCUGCCUGUGCUCUCUGCCGACACCGAGCCUCCACCGGUGAACAGAGACCUCAAGCCUCAGAGGAAGCCACGGCCAGCACCUCUGGACCUGAGCCACCUGUCCACCAUCCGGGAACACGCGUCUCUAACCAGGAACCGCACUGUGCUUUGCAAUCGAACCAGACUUCUCUCUCCAGAAAGAAAUGGUAUUAAUUCUGCAAGAUUUUGUGCCAAUUCUGUUUCCAGACAAGAGGAACAAAGCUACAUCCACACGAAUCGCAGGACGGCCAACUCCCUGAGCACUGGUGCUCUGACAUGGACAGAGAACUUCAGCCUGGACUAUUUAGCACUGGACUUCAAUUCCACAUCGCCAGCCCCUGUACAGCAGAAACUUCUCCUUUCAGAAGAGCAAAGAGUGGACUACGUGCAAGUGGAUGAACAGAAGACACAGGCCCUGCAGAGCACGAAGCAGGAGUGGACGGAUGAGAGGCAAUCGAAAGCGUGAGACAUGGGCUUGGGCCGUGCAUGGGGCUGCGAAGCUCGAGGCCCAUUCUGUGCAUCUUUCGGCAGAGCUGCAUGGGGCUCCAUGCGGGUCAGGAAUCCUAGGGAGUGUGGGAUUCCUGCAGGCUUGGCAAGAACCUUUGGGAGAGAGGAUUUAUUUGUCCGCGCCAAGUGGGGAGAAGGAAGAAGUGGUCUCCCGACCCCACCACCACCCCCACCUGUCGCAGCUGUGUCCUCCCGCCACACUUGCCUGGAGACUCCGUGAUGCUUGGCGUCGGCUCCGCAGACAUAAGAGGCGGAGAUGGAGGACUCGGCGGCCAUGGACCAUCACGGAGAAAACUCCGUUCAUUCAGGCACCAAUCCAAACAAGACUUGGGACAGAAUGUUUCCCAGAGCUUGGUUAAGAAUCUCUCCAAUGGAGCAUUUGGAGUGCAGAGUCAAGCCGGUAUUGCUACCAAACAGAAUCAUUUGUCUCUAAUGCUUGCAAAUUCUGACCUUUCUCCUGUGCUUCCAUUGGAUCAUAAAUCAUCCUGGUGGAGGGGCUCCCGACCUUGGCUCCUGCAGACACGGUGGCGGAGUUCAAACCUAGAGACAGUGGCCGAGUUUGCAUUCCUUCCUCCAAAGACCCCAACAGAAAGUCAUCUCUAUCCUCAGAGAAAGACAGUCAAGUGAGAGGAGCAGUGAGUCCUGGGCUCCGUACUGACUGUGUCGGAGGACACUGGCGGCUCUAAGGGUGUUGUGGUCAGACAGCUAUGCCUGUGAACAGGUGACCCCUUGCUGCCAGAUGCAUCGCCUCGCCUCAUGUCAUCUCAGAAGCCUCUGAAACGAGGCUUUGCAGAGACCGUCGCUCCUACCUGGAAGAAGAUGAGAGCCAGAGGAGGGACUGUGUGCCCAAGAAGACUCGCAGAGCCAAGGCCCAGGGGGAGGCCCCCAUGGGCCCAUUCCACCAUCGUCCACUGCCUCCGAGGAUUUUGAUGAAGCCUAGCAGUUUGGUCCCCUUUAUGGCCGUGAGAACCCUGUGCAGACAUGAGGUGACUCAUCAUCCCCCCUCCUUUCAUAGGGUUUGGAGCAGGUGUGUUCGCACUUGACAUGUAUGCCAAGCCGGGUUUUCUCUGUGUGCUGUGCAAUUGGGAGGCCCUGAGAAAUCCCUCCUGACCAUUGCUGUGAGAGCCAUUCUGGCUUCAUGUGGUCCCUCACAUGGUGUUUCCCGAAAGCCGCUCGUGGUGGCAGAAAAAUUGUUUGCCACCUCGGGGAAGGCACAAAUUGCCCCUGUCUGUCCUAUGCUGGACCCCAGCUUUUGAGUGAUGGCUGUGACCAGAAAACAAACACACACGACAGAAGAAAGCUUUAAACAAUGACUUCCAUUCUUAAAUUUCCUGACGAAUAUCUCCCUUCCGCUUUAGUGAUAGCUAAGUCCUGAGAGCAGAGUGCCACUGUGUUGUGAGGCAAUAGGUCACCCCCUUCUUCAUGGGGCACUGGGGUUCAGGGGGUCAGAUGAAGGUCUCAGUCAGGCGUGGGAUUGUAUUUAAUGGUCCUUCCCGAUUCUUCCAAGCACCUGCAGCCAGAAGACAGACGUGAACAGCUGGCAAUGGAGCAGAUACAGGCCCACUAUUCUGACUGACACUGCGUGUCACAGAAGGGUUAAACAGGCAGGCAGGUCUGUGGCAGUCAGGGGGGUGUAGGCUUUGCUGUGGGGCUUUCGGGUUCAAACUGUCCCAAAGGUAAGUAAAUGCCAGUCUGGGCUUUUCAGACCAUAGAAAUAAUUUUGAUGUUCAAAACAGCAGGAUCUGGUGACCUCAUUUUCUUCCUGGAGUAAGAUGGAGGGAAAUGGUUGAAUGCUUUCAAUGAUGCAGGAGUCUUUGGUGAGCCCAGAUAGAGAAAUGCGAGGACCCCCUCCCCGCUGCACCCUGUGGCCAGCUCUGUGGCGCAGCACACAGGCUGGAGCCUGGAAGGAGCGUCUUCCCUCUGUAGCUUGUGAAGAGUCACAGAGCUUCAAGCAAGAAUCCAUGGCGGCAGACUGUCAAUUCCCAUAGAUGGAAACUUCCUUUUCGGGGGUGGCACCUGUCUUUAGACCCCGACAAAGGCCGGUGAGGCAUAAUUGUAUGUGCAAGUGUCGAGAACUGCACAACUUGAGAUAGAUCAAAAAUACGGCGGAAAUUAUGUCCGUAGUGAAAUGUCACCCAGUUGGCCACACAUACACAAACCCUCUUUUUAUAAAGUAUUUCCAGGGAAGUAUUGAUUGCACAAAGCAACACACAUGAGUGGUGUGGCUUGUUUGGAAGCAAUUAGUGAGGCAUUAACAAAAAACGCGAGUUCACUCUUCUUUCCAGGGUGUGUGUGAUUCUGUCGUGCUUUGAUAACACUGCUAAUGGAUGCUUGCUCCAAAGCUGAUGACCCAGGGAGACAAGGCACAGGUAAUUUUGAGCAGCAUGAGCUCCUGAGAAAGCGGCCGAGUAAAAACGCUGCCGGCCAAAUCCUGCUCCUGCAGAGCUAAGCCAUGUGUAAUGGGGCUGUACUUAUGACCAGGGUCGGAGGUUUUGGGGUUGCUUUUUUAAAAUUUUUCUAACGUUUAUUUAUUUUUGAGAGACACAGACAGAACAUGGGCUGGGU
Suricata suricatta (meerkat) is the source of this 6493-nucleotide messenger RNA. RefSeq names its product GRB2 associated binding protein 3 (gene GAB3). The record is from RefSeq and is a predicted model, not a curated record. NCBI's taxonomy places the organism in Eukaryota, Metazoa, Chordata, Mammalia, Carnivora, Herpestidae. The transcript has 10 exons. Bases 2247 to 3887 code for a protein of 546 amino acids.